Molecule: messenger RNA, 754 nt
Organism: Mizuhopecten yessoensis (Yesso scallop)
Lineage: Eukaryota; Metazoa; Mollusca; Bivalvia; Pectinida; Pectinidae
Exons: 4
Coding region: 53-754 (233 amino acids)
Cellular component (GO): nucleus
Source: RefSeq, a predicted model, not a curated record
AAACCGGUGUCCGAAUUGGACAGAGAAAGACAGAGUGCUGCUUAUCUCUGAAAUGCAGCCACAUGAAUCGGUUCUAUUUAGGAAAUACAAGGGCCCCCUUCGGGAGGCACAGGUGAAAGCCGAUGCGUGGAAGGAGAUUGUCUCCAAGUUUAAUGCACAAGCUGAUAUGCCAAGGUCAUUAGAUCAGCUGAAGAAGCAAUAUGACAACGUAAAGACACGAGCAAAACAAAAAUAUCAUGAAAUCAAGAAGCCUAAAACUGGGGGUGGCCCAAGACCAGCAUCUCCAUCAGCUUCUCAGAGGUUGUUAUUAGAGCAGAUGUCAGGAAGGCCAAAUUUAUGUGGCCUCCCUAUGGCCUAUGACACAGAAGACCCCUGUCUUUUAGAAUUUGUGUCUCCAACAGACAUGGAUGGGAUUGAAAUAACUGAGGAAAAUGUCAACAUUUAUGACAUUUCUUUACCUCUACCAUAUGUACCUGUACCUGCACCUGCACCUGUACCUGUACCAGCACAGACAUCCAUUGAGGUGGAAGAAUCACCACCAGUACCGCAAAGAAUAACUAAAAAGAGGGGGAAAAAACCUGAUCUCGAGGAAGAUGUGCUGAGUACUGAAAAGCGUAGAGCUUUAGCAGAAAUUCGAAAAAUUGACCUGGAAUGUGGCUUGAUUCAGCUCCAAAAGGAGCAUGAAGUUGAACUAUUUGAGUUGAGGAAAAAUAUGUUAUUAGCAAAAAACAAAUAUUAUCAAAAUAAGUUAUAA